AUGGCGUCGUACGAGACCCCUCGCAUCGACGUGAACGCCACUGGCUGGGGCCCCACAGUGCUGCCCGAGCAGUUCCUCAACGUGCCGUAUGCGCCUUUCAACAAGGGCGACAAGUUGGGCAAAGCCGCGGACUUUGUCAGCAACUACGCGCCGCGUGGGGGGCGCUACGUGCGCGACCCGUCGGGUGUGAAUGCCGAGUUCCAGUACAAGCACGACUCGAAGGAGGACGCGACGUUCCAACUGGUCGACACGUCCAAGGGCACGCGCCCGAAGAACGAGGACCGCCUGCGUCCGACGUGGAACCAGCAGCGCUUUGGCGGUCGCGGUGGACGUGGAGCCGGCGGACGCCAUAGCUACGGCGACAAACCGGACGCGAACGCCGCGACAACGUCCUCGGCGCAGCUCCGUAUGAAGGGUAUGCAGAAACAGAACAAGCGAUGGGAUCGUCUGAGCAACGCACGUCGCCAAUUCACAUUCCGACGUCGCGACGAGGUGCAGGCCGAUCGCGCUGCGUCUGUCGCGGUGCAGGCGAGCUGGAACCUCAUUGACCAGUUUGAGCUCCAGCAGCUAACCAAACUGCAGGCGAAUAUUCCCAAGAGUCAGGACUUGAAGUGGUGUGGAGAACUGCGCGAGUACGAUGCUGCGUUUGACCGGAUUACUAGUCGCACGAACACGCGCGUGCAUCGUUACGACGACCGUGACUUUUAUUACGUCACAACGACCGAUGAUCCGGUCAUUGAAGAGCUCGCACAGCAGGGAGAAGCUACCGUGUUUGCUACGGAUGCUAUCUUGGCGCAUCUGAUGGCGGCCACACGCUCUGUGUUUCCAUGGGACAUUGUGGCCCAGCGUGUGAACAACAUGUUGUUCUUUGACAAGCGCGAUAGUUCCACGUUUGAUCUCCUUACGGUCAACGAAAAUGCGUCAGAUCCGCCUAGUGAGGACGACCCUGACCACAUGAACCACCCCGAUCGUCUUAGUCUGGAAGCGACUAUGAUUAACCAGAACAUAUCGCAGCAAGUACUCAAGAGCGGCAACGGGGCUUUCUUCAAGAAGUGUGACGAAGCCAAUCCGUUUGCUAGUGACGACGCCAAGCCAGCCAGCUGCGCUUACCGUUACCGAAAGUUCGACAUGGGUGGCGGUAUGAAUUUGGUGGCUCGUUGCGAAGUGCAGGCGGUGGCGCUCAAAAGAGGCCAGCAGCAGUACGUGAACACGUACGCGCUGAACGAGUACGACCCCAAGUUCCCGGGCGCGAUCGAGUGGCGCAAAAAAAUUGACUCUCAGCGUGGCGCCAUCUUGGCAAAUGAGCUCAAGAACAACUCGUGCAAGCUGGCCAGAUGGACUGCCCAGGCGCUUCUGGGCGGCCUGGACGAGAUGAAGUUGGGUUACGUGUCUCGCUCGAACUUUAAGGAUCCGUACUCGCACGUUGUGCUGGGCAUGCAGUCGUAUGUCCCGAGCACGUUUGCGACGCAAAUAGCUCUCAACCAGAACAGCACGUGGGGCAUUGUAAAGAUGUUGUCAGAGCUGCUGCUGGAGCAGCCAGAAGGCAAGUACGUGAUCAUGAAGGACCCGAACAAGCCAAUCAUUCGGCUUUUCUCGGUGCCCCCUGACACGUUCGACGAAGAGGGCGAGGAUGACGAUGACGAAAAUGACGAGUAA
Molecule: messenger RNA, 1656 nt
Organism: Hyaloperonospora brassicae
Lineage: Eukaryota; Oomycota; Peronosporomycetes; Peronosporales; Peronosporaceae
Source: the annotation of a GenBank genome assembly